Molecule: messenger RNA, 1774 nt
Organism: Cajanus cajan (pigeon pea)
Lineage: Eukaryota; Viridiplantae; Streptophyta; Magnoliopsida; Fabales; Fabaceae
Product: triacylglycerol lipase OBL1
Biological process (GO): lipid metabolic process
Molecular function (GO): triacylglycerol lipase activity
Source: RefSeq, a predicted model, not a curated record
UAGUUUUUCUUCGAACGUUCCCUCGGCUAUUAUAGUUCUAUUUAAAUCUAAAAGAUAGAGUUUGUGACAAAUGAACAUAGCUCACAGAAAAGCACUAUUAUCUCCUUCAAUUCACGUAUAAUAUUCUUGCUCCUUGUUACUUCGUAAUAGCCAUGGCAAGCAAUUGCAAUUGCAACAAGAGCUUCGCGAACAGCUACAUGUUGCUGAAGCCCGAAGAUGCGGGUUUCUUUGAUCUCCUUCGAGUCUUAAUUUACCGAAACUUGUCACAAAGAAAGUUUGUGGAUAGCCAUGCAGAGGAUAGUUUGGACGAAAGUUUGGGUCACCGGUGGCUUAUAUUUUUGUCUAUUUUGGCCCAGAAGCUUUUGCAGCUUGUGGCCAAGCCACUAUCACUCUUUGGGACAUGUGUUGAGUUUUUGAUCAACCUGGUUGCCCUCAACGGUGGUGUAUUCAGCCUUGUCUUUAACUUUCUCAGAGGUAAAUUGGUGUUACCGGAUCCUAAAUCAGAAAAAUAUUUGUCUUUUGUUGGAAAUUUGGACGUGCGAGUAAAGAUGGACCCCGUCCAGCGAGAAGAUUACAAGUACUAUCCUGCACUUUCUAUGAUGGCUUCCAAAGCAUCCUACGAGAACGAAGCUUUCCUUAAAACUACCGUGGAGGAUUACUGGAAUAUGGAAUUUGUGGGGUUCUUCAACUGCUUAAAUGAAUACCAAGGAAAGACUACAACUCAAGUCUUCAUUGCUUUGGAUAAGCACAAGGAUCGCCACACUUAUGUUGUAGCCUUCAGAGGAACCGAACCCUUUGAUGCUGAUGCAUGGUGCACCGAUGUCGACAUCUCGUGGUACGAGAUUCCCGGCGUUGGAAGACUUCACGGUGGAUUCAUGAAAGCCCUAGGGCUUCAGAAGAACGUUGGAUGGCCUAAGGAAAUUGAAGAGCGAGACAAGAAUCUUCCACCCUUAGCGUACUACGUUAUUAGGGACAUUCUUAAAAAGGGUUUGAGAGAAAAUGAUAAAGCUAAGUUUAUAGUAACGGGGCAUAGUUUGGGUGGAGCACUGGCGAUUCUGUUUGGGACGAUCUUGUGUUUGCACGAUGAGACGUUGUUGUUGGAGAGGCUGGAAGGGAUUUACACGUUUGGGCAACCACGAGUUGGAGAUGAAGCAUAUGCAAAGUAUAUGAGACAAAAAUUGAAGGAACAUUGUGUUAGGUAUUGCAGGUUUGUUUACUGCAACGACCUUGUUCCGAGGUUGCCCUACGAUGAUAAGGAAAUGAUGUUCAAGCACUUUGGGACAUGUCUUUUCUUUAACAGGCGAUAUGAACUCGAGGUUCUUGAAGAGCAACCAAAUAAAAACUAUUUCUCACCUUGGUGCGUGAUACCUAUGAUGUUGAACGCACUUUUAGAACUAAUAAGAAGCUUUGUUAUUGUCUACCAAAGUGGUCCUUACUACAAAGAAGGAUGGUUUCUCUUUGCUUUCAGAACUAUCGGCUUAAUAAUUCCUGGGCUGCCUGCUCAUGGUCCUCAAGAUUACAUCAAUUCCACUCUUUUAGGAUCGAUUGAAAAACACUUCAAAGUUGAGUGAUCCACAUGAAGAUGCACCGAUGUUUUAAAAGUCAAACCAGAAUUACGAAUCAAAAAGACUAUAUGUUACCGUAAUUAGUUGAUUAGGUAAUGAUUUUCUAUUCAACUAGCUGCCCGUGGAAACCAAGAGUCAUUUUUUGCAACAUACUUGUGACUUCUAUGGAAAGAAACUUACAAAUACAUGGUACUUUAUUUGGUUUCUAA